CAGUGGUUUGGUUCCCACCAUGUCCUUCCACAAAAACACAUACCCCAAAACACCCGUGCCCUCUCUUUCUCUUCAUAAAUACACCCCAUUCACCUUCUUUCUUCUUCAUCAUCAACUUCUAAUUCUCUCUCUCUCUCCCUCAAAACAUGGCCAUCAGAAAAUCAAACAAAACCUCUCAAACCACAGUCCUCAAACAAAUCCUCAAGAGAUGUUCCAGCCUGGGAAAGAAGAACGACUACGACCACAACCAUGAUGCUCUUCCCCUCGAUGUUCCCAAAGGCCAUUUCGCCGUCUACGUCGGAGAAAACAGAAGUAGAUACAUUGUCCCCAUCUCCUUUUUGACUCACCCUCAGUUUCAGUCCCUCCUUCGACAGGCCGAGGAAGAGUUUGGCUUCGAUCACGAUAUGGGACUCACUAUCCCCUGCCAAGAAGUUGUUUUCCGCUCUCUAACAUCAACGCUACGAUGAUCAGAGAUCAAUUGCUUCAACAAUUAAGAACAGAGAUCCAAGGUGGCUGGCCAAGACGAAGCUUCUUCUGCUUCUCUUUUUUAACACCCAUCGUCAAUCUCUCUUCACCGUCUAUGCAUUGUGUUUCUCACGAUCUGCGUCUUUUUGUCCCAUUCUUUUUUUUUUUCUUCUUCUGCUUUUUAACAGCUAGCCCCAUUUGGGCUUUUAGAUGUUCAUCAUGAGACUCUAACUUUUUGUCCCCAUGAGGAAUUUCUAGGGGUGAAAAUUGUAUAAAGGGUUCGCUGUUCGUCAAAUUUUCCUCGCAGGGGUUCUAUACUAUUGCCCUGUGAGAGAAUUUAGUUUUUUUCAAUGGAAUCUAGGAAGUUUGAUUUCACAGAUAGAUACCUUUCUCUGUUUCUCUGUUACUCUCUCCCUGUACAAAAAUCUUUCUCUGUUAAGAUUUGUACCUGGACAGAAACAGAUAAUAUUGUAUCCAACAUAAAAAAGAAUCAUUCAUAAACUUAACUAAAAAA
Vigna unguiculata (cowpea) is the source of this 979-nucleotide messenger RNA. RefSeq names its product auxin-responsive protein SAUR50-like. The record is from RefSeq and is a predicted model, not a curated record. Gene Ontology annotation, biological process: response to auxin. NCBI's taxonomy places the organism in Eukaryota, Viridiplantae, Streptophyta, Magnoliopsida, Fabales, Fabaceae.